AUGCACCGCGUCCGGGAAGUGGUCAAGGAGGACCCGCUGCAGGGAUGGGACAAGGCCUGGCAAGAGAACGUGACGCCCUGGGACGCGGGCGAGUCGCAGCCGCCCCUCCGAGACUUGCUCGUCUCGGGCGAGGUCGAUCUCCCCAAGUCCGGGCGCGCGCUCGUGCCUGGAUCCGGUCGUGGAUACGAUGCGAUCCUCAUCGCGACCACGCUCGGACUAGAGACGACGGGCUUAGACAUCUCACCCGUCGCCCUGGAGGCCGCUCGUGCUCACGCAGCUGCGUCCGAUUUGCCUGUGGGCACGAAGGUGAACUUCGAGGCUCGAGACUUCUUCGCACUCGCGCCCUCUCCCGAGGAACGGUAUGACCUGAUUUACGACUAUACCUUCUUUGUCGCCAUCGAGCCCUCGCGCCGCCCUGAAUGGGGCCGCCAAAUGUCUGCUUUGGUCAAGCCGGGCGGAUACCUCAUCAACCUCGCCUUUCCCCUCGCGCCCAAGCCGUAUGAAGGCGGUCCUCCCCAUUAUGUCAAGCCUGAACAUUAUCAGGAAGUGCUCGGGGACGGAUGGGAGAAGGUCCUCGACAAAGUGCCGGAGCGCAGCUUGGAGUGGCACAAAGGGAACGGCGAGAGGAUCGUCGUGUAUAGGAAGCUGUGA
This is a messenger RNA of Rhodofomes roseus, 651 nucleotides long. RefSeq names its product S-adenosyl-L-methionine-dependent methyltransferase. NCBI's taxonomy places the organism in Eukaryota, Fungi, Basidiomycota, Agaricomycetes, Polyporales, Fomitopsidaceae. Gene Ontology annotation, molecular function: S-adenosylmethionine-dependent methyltransferase activity. The record is from RefSeq and is a predicted model, not a curated record. Bases 1 to 651 code for a protein of 216 amino acids. The transcript has 5 exons.